AAUUCAGCCAGUAUUGCACAGCGCAGAAGCCCGUGUCAAGUGUUGUAAAGGAUUUGGGCAUAAAUAAUAAUUAAAAAGAAUAAAUAAUCAACAUGAGCUCCAACCAUCGUCCCCUAGACGAAUCCGACAUCCUGCUGAUUCGCACCAUUCGCGACACACCGUCGCUCUACGAUCCUCAACUGCCCUCCUUCCGGCUUUCACAGCGGAAGGAGGAGGAUUGGGCAAAAGUUGCGGACGUUCUCAAUAUCUCGACGACGGACGCACGGCGUCGUUGGACGUGCCUGCGGGACCGAUACUCUCGCGAGCUCAAGCAGAAGCGCCUGCAUCCGACUGGCGAGUUCGGGCACAAUGACUUCUUCAGGAAGAUGGACUUUCUGCGGGACUUUGUGCGAAAGAGGCGCGAGCGGCGGGGACGCGACCGUGAAAGGGACCAGAAGCCCGCAGGUUGGCUCAAGGUAGACAUGCGUCGGCGGCGCAUUCGCCUCCCCCUGGACAACGACACUUUGAUCGAGGACCGUGGCUCGCCGGAAUAUGAGGAAGGCGAGGACCAGUCCUACCAGGCCAAGUUGGAGGUGCAGACGACGCAUUCUGAGACCUAUUCAGUGCUCGUGGAGGCGGACGAUGGCCAAGAGGAGAACGAUCACGAGAGCUUCGAGGAGUUCGAUCCGGAGGGCGACAAUAAGGCCCUUUGCAGUACAGUGGUCACCCUCCAUUCGCAAGAUGCCACUGCCAAGGCCAGCGUCGUGCCGCCUGCGGAAACAAUCGACCCCAGCCAAGUGGACGAAAACGACUACGUAGUCUGCGUGGCCAAUACGAGCCAGGAGCGAGAGCAAUCUGCCGCAGAGAUAGCCACUUCGAAUACCCCGGAAACGGAGGAUGACUUCUUCUGCAAGUCCAUAGCUGCUUAUCUGCGCCAGCUGUCGCGCGUCCACAAGAUCAAGGCAAAGGUGGAAAUGUAUCAGAUACUGGAGAAAUAUAUACUACUCGAAGAGAGCGGGACCAAGGCAAGUGCGGGUUCCGGCGGGGCAUCACGGUCAGGCACUGGCUGAACAGGUUACAUAGCUACUUAUGUACAUAGUUUUUAAUAUAUAGUUUUUUAAUGCAGUACAAAUAUACAAAGUGA
Messenger RNA from Drosophila kikkawai, 1123 nucleotides. RefSeq names its product hinge1 (gene hng1). Gene Ontology annotation, molecular function: DNA binding. NCBI's taxonomy places the organism in Eukaryota, Metazoa, Arthropoda, Insecta, Diptera, Drosophilidae. Gene Ontology annotation, cellular component: nucleus; transcription regulator complex. The record is from RefSeq and is a predicted model, not a curated record. Gene Ontology annotation, biological process: regulation of transcription by RNA polymerase II.